UGCAUCCAGCAGAGGUUAAAUUUAGUGUUGCACUCCUCCAUCCUAUUUGUUGAAAAUGGCUUUAUUGGAAGAUGGGAAUGCAGGAUGCCCUGCAUUUUGAAAGAGAAAGCGAGGACAGAGGAAGAUACAAUAAGCUGCCAAUAGAUGUUUAUCAUUUCGCUCUAAUUCACCUGAUGUGGAAAAGCACGAGUCGAUACAUUCUCUCUCCCCCUCUCUCUCCGUUCCCUCUCUAUCUCUGCCUCACACACAAACACGCACCUCGGCUGUGAGCCUCGCAUGUGUCCCUCCUCGUGUCAGCGAGUCGCUGCCUGGCUGCUCACGCUGCCGUUGGGAAGAGGAGGAGAGGAAUGUGUGCGCUGUGACCACCUGGAGAUGAUUUUGUUUUGGCUGCUUUGCUGGAAGCUGUUGGUACGUAGACAGAGACCCACGGCACACAUCAAUGUGAGAGCUACAGUUGGAUUUAGGAGGACAUUACCUGAACUUGGAGACGGAAACCACGACAACCAAUCCCCCUGCAAUUUCAACAGUGAUUCUGUUACUCUUGCACACCCACAGAAUCCAGUGGCCAUGGAGAUCAGUCCCUCACAGACAAUAACAGACCUGGCGAAAAAGAACUUAUUUAACUUUGAAAGCCAGGAGUCAGAUGAAGUCCCAGACCCAGAGGUUCCAGGAGUGGAAGAAGCUGCAGAGGAGAAAAAUGAGAAAAGAGAUGAAUAUGACUACCUUGUUUCUGAAACUAAUGUAGAGAAGGGAAAAGAGGCAGAGGAUGCCAGUGACAAAGAAGAGGAAGAAAUUGGUGGGAGGGGAGAAAUUGAGGGAGAAGAUCAAAGAAGAGGGGAAGUGGAAGAAGGGGGAAAUGAAAGAGGAGAACUAGAAGAAGAUACCCAGCAAGGAAGAGAACAAGAAAUUGAAAUAGAACAAAGAGGAAAAGUAGAUGGAGAAGAUAAGGAAAAAAAUGAAUUAGAAACUGAUGAUCUGUGGAAGAGAAAAAUCGAAGGAGAGGAUGAAGGUAGAGAAGGCUUGAAUGAAGUAAAUCAAUGGAUAACAGGAAUCUUGGGAGAAAUGAGGGAAGCUUUUUCAUCAGAUCAGCCUUUCUUCAAUGAAAAUCCACAAAGUUUAAUGUCUGAGCCCCCAGUCAUCACUUCAGAUCCACCAAAAUCCAUACUGCUGGAGACCUGGAACCGUGACUUAAACAACAGAGAUGAUCUCAGUUAUAGCCACCUCAGUGACAGCUUCCAGGCAGAGCUGGCUGUUGUGCACUCAGACAGUGAUGCCAGGCACGACCAAUGGGUAGCCUUAGCAUCAUGUGAUGAGACUAACCAUUUAACAAAAAACAGAGCCAGUGCUGAUGACACAUGCACUAAAGAGAGCAGGAAUGAGGAUGGGGUGGAAGAACAAAAUACUGAAGUGCUGACGUUGGAAGAGGGGGAGAUGAAUGAGCAAAAGGAGAAGAACAGUAGAGUCAUGGAGGAAGGUGAAGUACAGAUUAAGUCGAGAAGAGAUCUUUUCUUGUUCUCUCCUUCAGUGAACUCCACAGCCAGCUCAGCUGAUCCUGAUAGAAAGGUCCCUUUAGAUUUCUGUGUGCAACUGGAGAGCCUCAGUGAGAAUGUCUCCACAGAGCAUCUGGACUUUUUGGCUUGUCGCCAGCAGUGGAAGAAGAUGGAGGAGGAAGUCAAAGGUCUGCCCAUCCCCAAACCAGGACAGGUAGCUAAGGGGAGCUUUCAGGGUACCUACUGUUCAUUGUACCCACCCACUCGCAGCCCCUGUCCCAAACAUCGGGAAAUCCAAUCCCCCAUGUCCAAAGAAGUUCCUCUGUCCUCCAUCCUGUGCCCUGGUUCUGAGGACUGUUCUUUUCGUAGCCCUCUGGAGCAGAGAGAAAGUGCUGUGGAGAGGGAGAUCCGAUUAACUUUAGAAAGAGAGGAACAACAUCAGCGUGAGAGAGAAAUGAUCGCGCAGGGCCUGACAGUACCAAGACUAUCCACCCUAGGAACAGGACGGUCUGUGCCCAAACUUCCAGUCUGCCGGACCCCUACUCUGUCAAUCUCACCAUCCCCCUCCUUCUCCUCCUCUCUCCCCCGAUCAAUAUAUCAUGAAAUGACAGCCAGUAAUGUCAUCAUCCUUGAACCCGACUCUUCUGGCUCUAGUUCCAGGAACCGUCUUCUCUCUUCUGCCAUCGGUGGCCUCUCUGAUUGGUCUACCAGCCUUGAUGUGGCAUCCUCCACAAGCGUCAUUGUGGUGGAGACUUCCAAUUUGAUUAUUCGCAGCGCUUCUGAGUUUUGCCUGAGCUCUGGGCCUCCGCCUAUGGAGCAGCAGGAGAGCACUUUCUCUUCGAAUCCAUUCUUCAAGUUGCGUUCCAACAGCAGCCAGUCUCUAGUGGAGCAAGAGAUCAAGAUGGUGAGGCAGAGGGAGGAAGAGUGGAGGAGACAAAGGCAGGAAAUGUGGAUGAGAACAAGGGAGGAUGAGUGGAGGACAGGGAGAGAGAGGUAUGACACUGUGCUGGUGUCACCAAGUCUAAAUGAGAACAUCACUUUCAAUGUGCCAGGGGUUCCAGACAGAUCUGUCUCCUCCCCGUCGUCACCCUCCAGACCACGCAAAAUGGAACGGUCUAAUUUGUCUUGUGACCAAAAGUUGGACUGAUUACACUUCUUAUCAGUUCAAUUAUUCAUUGUUUUGCUCAUUAUUUCAUCUACCUGUCAUACCUUUACCCGUUUUUCAAUCAUACCUCAUUUCAUCUUUUCCAUAAACACUUGUGUGUAUCCUUCCAUCCAUCCAUGGCUCUUUGCUCUAGUAGUUUAGCUGAAUUUCACCCUCCCUCCAGUUUCCCCUCUCCCUGUUUUUAGUGCCGCAUCUUCAGAAUGUCAUGGAACAGCGCUGGGAGGCCUCGCUCUCAGCCAACCAGAAGAAGGAGUAAGUAGGAACAGCUUUGAACUGUUGGCAGCCACAUUGGACUGUACUGGCCUUUCCUUGCUGUGUCUUGGAGGCCAAAGUGAUAUUGUUUCAGCAGCAGCUGUUGAUGUCAAUAUUUGUCAAAGCUACAUGUUAAAAUUCAAUAUGAUUGAAAUAUAUCUUUUUCUAAACACAAGGGCAGAGAAAUGAAUGGUGGCUUUUUGUAAGCUUGGUUUUAAAGAAUAUUGUAAUUUAUUUGCUUUUCACAAUUUCUCUCUGGUAGGAAGUGUUAAGAAAUGCAAAAUUUUUCCUAGAUGAUAUGUACAAGUUUGAAAUAAUGCUGUGUCACUUAUUGUCAGAUUAAGAUCUGUUCAAAACUCCCAACAGGAGUUGGCAGAGCUAGUCCAAGAUCACAUGUGGCCCCAAACAAUGUUUCAUUCUGCAGGCCUUUCAGUUACCACCACUCACCAUAUCUCAAUACAGUUAUACAGUCCAUGUUUGAACAAUUACAUUUUUUUUUUCGAUUUACCCUUAGAUAUUAACAAAAAGAAAUUAACACAGUAAGAAAAACUUCAAAAUUGCAUUUUUAAAAACUGUUUGUCGAUCCACGCCAAAAUCUUUUCAAAUAACCGUCAAAUUAUACCAAGAUAAUAUGAGUAGGUUAAAAAAUUAGUCAGUGAUUUAAAAUGUUAAUUUCUGUGGUCAUUUUAUUUCUCUUAUUUUACCUUGAAAUGUGUAAAAAUUGUAAACCAAAAGCACAACAGGAUAGUUAACUUAUUUGCUUAUUUUUAAAUGCAGCACAAAAGUUUUUGUUUUUGAAUGUUUGUUUUUGACCUUUCAGGGAUUAGGAUGAAUCUCAAUUCUGUCCUUUAUUUAGCCAUAUUUGUCCUUUAGAAUAUGACAUUUUCAGUAUUACAAAGAGGGACAGAGAUUAUUUUCCCUUUAAAAAAGGUAUCCAGCUUCCAUUCUUUGUCCAAUACAAAUGCAUAGUUAAAUAAAAAGUCUCAAGUUUUGGAUACAUUUAGGACCUAGAUGUAGGCUAAUAAAGUUUGUGCCCAUUGGUGAAAGCAAUUGGUCCUUAGUACCGUUUAAUAAAAAAAAAAAAAAACUCAACUAAUCUUCAGGGAAAUCAAACAGUUUGGAUACACCAAAACAUCAACAUUAAGCCUAAUUUUUGUUAGCCAGAAUUUAAAAAAACAAACAAAAGAGAUGAUGUAAGUAUGUUUAUGUUAGUGUCAGGAAUCCUGAAAACUGUGAUCCACAUCAGAAAAUAAAAAGCUGCUUUUUUGCAGCCAGCACUGUAAGUGAGGGCUUACACAUUAGACUUGCUCAUAACACUCCAACUACAUCACUAACAUUAACAAACACUAAAUGAUGUGACUAACAAAUUAGUCACAUCAUUUGAUUUCUAUUCUGAUAGUACUUGAGAUGUGCCUUUUUUAACACGUUUAACAUGUUUUCAGCUUUUUAAAGUUUUUUUUUUUUUUAAGUUUUAAGUUGUUUGAUGAAUUCACAUACCUAGAGCUGAAAUAUUAAUAAUCCCUGAGCAGAGAACAGCACAGGAAUUACAUAACUGAAUUUUCCCUCUGUACAAGCAAUUCUUGUUAAAUAAAUGUAAGUAGUAUAACUCUGAUCCAUGAUCCAGAUCUGUCUGAAGUAGAAGACAAAAGCAGCUGCUCAAAUAUGCUUAGUCUUGGACCGGCUCUGUAUCUCACUUUAAGAAUCUUUAUUCCUAAAUUCACAUUUUCCACAUUAUGUGAACUUGUGUUGUUAUUUUUUCUCUAUAUGUUAGCUACUAACCUUUUAGUAACCUGUGUUUGGGAUUAUGGAAUUUGUAGAUCACAUGCCUUACAGUGAUUUCAGUUGUUGGCUUGGUUACCUUGUUACCUUUAAAUUACUUUUUAAUUUAAAAGCAAUUUUCUGCUAAACAGAAUUUGAUGUGCAGAAAUAGACAAACAUGUUUAUCUAAUUUUGGAAAACUAGUUUAUUUCAAGUGUAAGACAUUGAAAAUCCAUGUCCAAAAUAAAUAACACAUAUGCUGGAGUCACCAAUCAAGAGAGUUGUUUCCAGGUUUUCUCCUGUUGUCUCAAUAGAACGAGCAUUCAAUGUAUAGAUCCUCCUGCACCACUUUUCUUUGAUCUAAUCAAAGAUGAUUCCUGAAACCAAUGUGUGUGGUUUUAUUUCUGCUGUGGUUUUAUCUUUAAAAUGUUGUCCAAAGUACUCGUUCGACUUUUGCUUGUUAGUACCUAACAGAUUCUGGUGAGAAAUUAGGUCAGUCAGCAUGAUGUUUUUUAAGGAAAGAAAGAAAAACAAUCACAUAAAUAAACAAAAAAAAAUAGGGAAACACUGACCUGCUGUCUGACCACAGUUUUUUGCUUUUGAUGUGUCCGCCCGUCAGACAAAAAGAGAAAUCCUGUUCAAACUCUGUCCGUCUGUGAUUCUGCAAAAUGAGCAUGUAUUUAAACUUAUGUUCUAACAAAAGUUCUGCUGAAGAUUUGUACAUAUGUUUGUCUCCUACUGUGCCCCUAUAAGAGAUUUCAUGUAUAUUUGAUGCAUAUAUUUAAUGAACAAUGCUUAUGGUUCAUUAUCUUGUAAAACAAAAAUGCUUAUAGUUCUGACAAUAAGGUUUGACAAUGCUGUAAAAUGUUGACAAAUGAACACACCACACUAUGAAGUGUAUAAAAGAAUUUAUAGUGUGGUAUGUGCAUGUGUUCAUUCGUUCAACAUUUUACAUUAGUUUGGUCACUGAAUCUCCAAAAGAAUCAUACCUGUAGAAAUGUUGAACUGAGGAACAAUUGCUUUAUUCAACCUGCAUGUAUUUUUUUAUUCCUGGAUAUUUUGAAGCACAGUUUAAAAAUCUAAGAAAUGAAUGUAAUCAUAAUAUUAAAGUACAUUUAA
This is a messenger RNA of Fundulus heteroclitus (mummichog), 5784 nucleotides long. RefSeq lists its product as uncharacterized. The coding region runs from base 277 to 2637 and encodes 786 amino acids. Lineage: Eukaryota; Metazoa; Chordata; Actinopteri; Cyprinodontiformes; Fundulidae. The transcript has 7 exons. The record is from RefSeq and is a predicted model, not a curated record.